CAGCUUUCUGUUGCUAGGUUACAUUUGAGACACUGAGUAUUCUAGUCUCCUUGCUUUGCGUUUCCUGUGGAUGCUGAGGCUGUAUAGGAAGAAACAAUGGAUCAAAGUGGAUCUCUUUGCUGUCCCUGACACACAGUUACCUAAAAGCUUAAAGUUUGUGGGAUUCAGAUCUUCUCUUCUAGAACUGCAUUGGACAAUUUCUCCAGAUUUUCUGUUGCCUAAAACAACUGCAACACAAACAAGAGCAAGACUUUUGCAAUCAUGAUGCACACAAGAGCUUUCUUACUGCUGGAAAAAGAGUAUAUGGAGUAUGAAGAGUCUAACGUCUUUGGUAUUUCUAUUACUCCUGUGGGAGACAACUUGAUGGAGUGGAUAGCUGAAAUAGAAGGACUGAAGGAUUCUCUAUGGGAAGGAGCUGAACUCCAACUAUCAUUGCAGUACAAUGAGAAUUACAACAAAAUCCCUCCACAAGUUAAUUUCAACACCAUUCCUUUCCAUCCCAAUGUGGAUCCACAAUCUGGGAGACCUUGCGUGGAUUUUCUAGAUGACCCUUCCAAGUGGAACCCUAAAUAUACAAUGUUGAGUAUACUACUUAGCAUUCAGGUUAUGCUGUCUAAACCAGUCUUGAAUAAUGCAGUGAACCUGGAGGCGGCCAAAAUGAUGCAGAACAAUUAUCGCCAGUAUAGACAAAGAGUUAUACAGUGUGUCAAAGCUAGUCAACACAUAGAAGAUAUUGUUGAAAGUUUAGGCACGCAUUCUUCAGCCAAAGUUAUUCCUCCAACUGAAGAAAGUGGUGAUCGGAGUCAAGCGAGAAAGAUUACGGCCAUAUCAUAUGAAAAGUAUUAUUCAACAUGGUUUAGAAUUGCCACAUCAAAAGCAGCUCAAGAGUUUAAAACCCCAGUGUUUGAUGACCCAGACUUCAUAGGAAACCACCUUGACUGGACAGUAGAGAAUGUGAGCAAAGGAGAAUGGGAUAUUGAUCUUCAUCGACAUAUUAUCUCUGGAAUUAUUAAAAGACAUAAGAAACAGAAAUUGACAGAAAGCAGGGCAGGCAGUCACCUUAUCCCAAGCCCAACUCCAGCAACUCGAUCUCUAACGGCUUCAGGAAUGAGGAAGGAAAACAGCACCCAAGAUGUUGAGCCUUGGGAAAAGGAAGUAGAAGAUCUAAUAAUGUGGUCUGCAAGUCUUGAUCACAGAAGAUGGAACUGAACUGUGACCCCCACCAGUGAAAUGUAUUCUUAAGAAAAACAACAAUUCACUAUAAUCAUAAUUCAGACCAUACAUAUGUUAAUCAGAAAGAUAAUUUAAUUAAUUGAUGGUUGCCAGAAAGCUGCCGUUGUCUCAAGGAUGGGCAACUUCUAAAGGUCUUGAGACAACAUUUGUUUCCACCAGAAUCUCAAGAAAUCUGCUCUUUUUAUUAAUUUGAGAAGCUGCCUUGUGACUUCUCUGGGCUCAGGGGAGGCGCUAUUGCUUUAAUCCCAGGUGGGUUUUUUUCCAAAGGCAAAUUCUCUCUUACACAUUAGUGUCACACAGUGUUACAUUAGUCACUGUUCUGACCACCCUUUUGCUUUCUGUACACAACAAGGAUGGAUAAACUCAUCAACGUGUCAUGAUUGGACAUAUAUAGUCAUGCCAUCCCACCCAGCUCUCUGGGUGGUAGAAAGUGCCUCUUGCCAUGUGUUUGCAUAAUGCUUUGUAUGGGUGGGCUGUGAUCUCAGCCAGAAUUACCAGAAACGACUGGUAUUUUUAACAUGACCUUUUACUCAGUCCUCCAAUCAUCCCAAUACUCUGCCCAACACAAGGCCUUUGUAGUGAUGCUUCCGAUGGGAUAAAUGCUGCUGAAGAGUAGGCUAGCAGUUCAAAGUUUUAGAAGACAGUAUUAUCACAAUUUUCUCAGUUCAAAGCUAUACAAGCUCUUAAUCACCACUUGGCUUUAUACAAAUGAUUAGUAACUCUAUGAGCAGAGCCAGGCUUUUCCAUUCAGUGUGUUUUUAUAGGCCCAGUGCUGCCACAGGCCCUUUUUAUGAGUUCUAGGAUCAUGAGGCUUAAAGAGGGGACACAGCCAGGAUUUGGAUGUGGGAGGAACAAAGUAUCGAGCAUAACAAAGUUCCACAUGCACAUCUGGGACCAUUUAGCAAGCAUGUUCUUUGUUUUCAGAGUAUUUCAUCUGGCUGUAGGCAAGCAGCAGCUUCAGUGAAUGAAAUCCAGCAUUGCAAUUGUGAAAAGAAAACGUUACUGGAAAACAUAAGACAUUUUAGUGACCUCUGGAUUGGCCCAAUAAAGGUGGUAACAUUAAUACGGA
Molecule: messenger RNA, 2302 nt
Organism: Anolis carolinensis (green anole)
Lineage: Eukaryota; Metazoa; Chordata; Lepidosauria; Squamata; Anolidae
Gene: ube2u
Product: ubiquitin conjugating enzyme E2 U
Exons: 11
Coding region: 262-1209 (315 amino acids)
Biological process (GO): proteasome-mediated ubiquitin-dependent protein catabolic process; protein polyubiquitination; DNA repair
Cellular component (GO): HULC complex
Molecular function (GO): ubiquitin conjugating enzyme activity
Source: RefSeq, a predicted model, not a curated record